Molecule: messenger RNA, 741 nt
Organism: Fusarium proliferatum ET1
Lineage: Eukaryota; Fungi; Ascomycota; Sordariomycetes; Hypocreales; Nectriaceae
Exons: 1
Coding region: 1-741 (246 amino acids)
Source: RefSeq, a predicted model, not a curated record
AUGCUAUGGCAGCCUCCCUUCACGCGUGUGGGGAGGGGUCGUCGCAUGCAGAAGCUCGAUAGAACGCUUCCCGAGAACUCAAAGUACCACGGUCACUGGGGCUACACUAUCUACCGCACACACUACAGUUCCGAGUCUGAUAAGCAAUGGGAUACGCUGCUUGAUGCUUUGAAACGGCAAACUAAGCUUGCAGUUAGUUACUAUCAAGACGAGCCCUUUGAAGAUGAGCUGAUGCAUCAAAGGGCUGAUUUCUUGCCAAAGGCCUGGUACUACGCAAGCCAAGAACAAUAUUCGGACGAUGUAAAGCGAAUCAAAGACUUGUUUCAUCUUGAUAUUCGUGAUAAUCCAUCACUCGACGGCUUGGGAGUCCAUGAGAUCCGCGAAAUGUGCCGUCGUGAUAGGCCCGAGGAAGAAGAAGCCAUGGCAGGGCGUCUUUUCAGUUUCGUUCUUCUAGCUGAUAAAGCCGUAUUUGAAGCUAUGGAAAGAGGCGAAUUUGUCGUCAAGGCAGUCUCGUAUGACUGGCGGGAUGGCUGGUACAAUUGGGGCUGGAUGAGAAUACCAACGGGAUACCUGCUUGAGCUUUGGCACUCGCUUAUGGGAAGGGAUGAUAACUACCAUACGGUGCUAUCUUUCGACGGUCCAGAAGAGGACUUAGAGGAGUACACAUGGCGUGGUAGCUGGGACGCGGAGUCGACAAGCCAAUGCUCCGAAAUACGUAUGGAAGCGUAUUUACUACCGUGA